AUGACCUCCCACCGCUUCGAUCCCAACUUCACAGACAAUGUCGUCAACGCCAUGGGCGAGAACGUCAACCCGCGGUUCCGACAGCUCAUGGCGUCGCUGAUCCGGCACGUCCACGACUUUGCGCGCGAGAACGAACUCACCGUCGACGAGUGGAUGGCCGGUGUACAGCUCAUGAACUGGGCGGGGCAGAUGAGCGACGCAAAGCGGAAUGAGGGGCAGUUGGUUUGCGACGUUAUCGGGCUCGAGUCCCUCGUCGACGAAAUCACCUUCAAACUCGCCGACGAAGCCACCGACGCUCCUACAGCCACCGCAAUCCUAGGACCUUUCUUCCGCGCCGACACCCCCUUCCGCUCAAACGGCGAGAGCAUCGUCAAGACCGCGCCAAAAGAAAAAGACGGCAGGGGUGAGUUGGCGUACAUGACCGGGCAGGUCGUGGACUUCGUGACGAAGAAGCCGCUCGUUGGCGCGGUGGUCGAGGUCUGGCAGGCUUCGACGAAUGGACUGUAUGAGCAGCAGGAUCCAGAUCAGGAGGAGUUUAACCUGCGUGGGAAGUUCAAGACAGAUGAGAACGGCAAAUAUUCGUUUUACUGUCUGCGGCCGACGCCGUACCCUGUGCCCGAUGACGGUCCUGCGGGGAAGUUGUUGAAGAUGAUGGACAGACAUCCGUUCAGACCGGCGCAUAUCCAUAUCAUUGCAACGCACAAUGGGUACAAGCCCCUCACAACGCAGAUCUUCGACCGCAAAGACCCCUAUCUGACAAACGACUCGGUCUUCGCCGUCAAGGACUCGCUGGUUGUUGACUUUGUUGAGCGCAAGGGUGACCCUCAAGCUGGGCUUGAGUUGAACUACGAUGUGAGAUUGGUGCCAGAUGGGCUGAAAUCUAACGGUGCUUGA
Messenger RNA from Aspergillus mulundensis, 894 nucleotides. RefSeq names its product intradiol ring-cleavage dioxygenase. Bases 1 to 894 code for a protein of 297 amino acids. Gene Ontology annotation, molecular function: ferric iron binding; catechol 1,2-dioxygenase activity. Gene Ontology annotation, biological process: catechol-containing compound metabolic process. NCBI's taxonomy places the organism in Eukaryota, Fungi, Ascomycota, Eurotiomycetes, Eurotiales, Aspergillaceae. The transcript is spliced from 3 exons. The record is from RefSeq and is a predicted model, not a curated record.